AUGACAUCGCCUGGCGAUGCUACUCCGGUGAAACCUCCGCCGUCUUUCUCCCCCGGCACCGCGCGAGGCGCAUCCGACUCGAGAUACCCGGAUGAGCAUAAUCAAACUCCCUCCAUAGGUGCCGAGGUGGCAGAGCCACAUUCAGGGUCUUCUCCCACCCCACCGCUAUCGACCCCGACCGCGGAGUUGCCAAUCCGAACAGACUCUCGAUCUGCCAGGUCGUCCACCCCGCAAUUGGCUCGGUCAUCGCUCGGUUCCCCCUUUGAUGGUCGAUUCGAUGGGUCCGAAGAUAUCAGGUCGUUAAUCAUACGCGCAUUUUCUCCGACUGUCGCCGUCUAUGCGUCCGAAGACACCGAUGAGCUGGUGAGGAAUAAGGGGUUUAAAGGGGGCUUUUGGGAGCUACUUCGGCCAUUUGGGGAGACGGUACCAGGGAAAGUGGUCAUUCGAGAUAGCAUCGGAUCAAGUCGAGCGUGGGAGGACUAUGGAGUCCGCUUUGUGGAUUUCAAAACCUUUGGCCGGUUGCCUGCCGUUGGAGGAGCUGAACGACCUUCGCCACUGGCCCAGAUGGAGGAAGUCCUGGAGAAACAAUUGGAAUCUGCAGAUAAUCCACUGGACGGCCCCUUGUCCUCGAAGGAAGUGUUAGGGUUUCCCGCAACCACGCCUCUGGCGAAGAUAUUCCUGAGGCAACUGCUCUCAGCUACACCAGCAGCUCCCCAUGAAACGUUCAGCCACCCCGUAGCCAGUGUCAUCACGAUCAGCUCACGCAAUGGGUCUCCCUUGGAGGCAUUGCGGCAGCUGUAUGCGGAGAGCAGCACUGGCGACCGGCGUCUACCUGAAUGGGUUCAGCAAGAGUACCUUCGAUAUUACGUGUUGGUUCACGACGAGGAGCGUGAUGAUAUCACUGAAUCUACCAAACUAUACGACCAGAUGAAAAGGCACUUUGGACUACAUUGCCACCUGUUGAGACUCCGGAGCAGCCAGUGCGUGGUAACGGAUGACGAUAGUGUUCAAGUUCCUCAAUGUGAAUGGCUGUCGCCUCAAGAACGGCUGUCUGGAGUUGGGGAGGCAGAGACGUUGGUGGACCUUGGAACAGACGGCACUCCAUAUCUUUUUGACUCUGAUGCUAGCGCUAUCAGAACCUUCGUUCGUGAGCUGAUUGUACAGUCGGUAAUUCCAUUCAUGGAAAAUCGCGUAGCGGUGUGGAACGACCAAGUGGCUUCCCGAAGACGUGGUAUCAGUGGUCGGUUUAUGUCGAUGUCCCGACGGUGGGCCGGCUUUGGAUCCAGCUCGCGAUCUGGCAUUGGCGGCUCUUCCAGUGGGAACAGUGGCAAUUACGAUCCCGAGCAUCAUUUUUAUCCCCAAGAUUCCCCUGAAGCUAUUCUACGGAAAAUGGCCGACUUUGCAUUUAUGCUUCGAGAUUGGAAGCUCUCCGCUUCAACGUAUGAGAUGAUCCGAUCGGAUUUUGGAAACGACAAAGCCUGGAAAUACCAUGCUGGAGCCCAUGAAAUGUGCGCCGUGAGCAUGUUAUUGAACCCUCUCGCAAUGUCUGCCAAAAUCAAGCUUGAAAGCGUUGACCAGAUGUUUGAGACCGCCUGCUAUUCCUAUCUAACGCGGUGUUCAGACGCCCCCCACGCUCUGCGAUGCCUGUCUCUCGGCGUCGAACUUCUGAAAUCCAGAGGUGGAUCUGCCACAGAGAGCGCAGCCAGAUGGGCCAUGCGGGUCAUGGACUUUGGCUUAGUUGGCUCACUGGGCCAAAUUCUGUUCAUGGAGCGAGUGGCUGCUUGUUAUGCUUCCAAAACUCCAGCCGGGGGAGCCAAAUGGGGUGCACGCCGCCGGAAAGCGGGUAUGUGGAGCAUAUUUGCUGCAGAUCAAUGGCUAAAGGCGGGGAGACCUAAUCUUGCUUCGGCGUGUCUCGAAGAGGCCGAGCGUCUCUAUGCUGAUGUGUUGGAGGCGGAUGGGACGUUCCCGAUGCCAGAGAUGCAGAGCUUCGUUGAAAACCUACGCCAUGCUGUGAAGGUCGAGUAUCUUCAAGCGAGAGGAUUUGACACACGCGAUGAGCCUGUAUCAGAAGACCUAGUCGGCACUGAAGAGAUCAGUGAAAAACUUGACAAGCGUCAUCAUCGUCGCUCUCUGAUUGGGCUUCCCGCGCAACUGGAUGCCGGGCACCUCGCCAUGAUCCCGGGUGCCAGGGACCCUGAAAAUACGCCGAGUGAUGACUUUGAACGAGCCUAG
Messenger RNA from Penicillium macrosclerotiorum, 2232 nucleotides. RefSeq names its product TRAPP III-specific subunit 85 family protein. Bases 1 to 2232 code for a protein of 743 amino acids. The transcript has 2 exons. The record is from RefSeq and is a predicted model, not a curated record. NCBI's taxonomy places the organism in Eukaryota, Fungi, Ascomycota, Eurotiomycetes, Eurotiales, Aspergillaceae. Gene Ontology annotation, cellular component: TRAPPIII protein complex; cytoplasmic vesicle; phagophore assembly site. Gene Ontology annotation, biological process: endoplasmic reticulum to Golgi vesicle-mediated transport; protein localization to phagophore assembly site.